Oreochromis aureus is the source of this 2292-nucleotide messenger RNA. RefSeq lists its product as uncharacterized. The record is from RefSeq and is a predicted model, not a curated record. The coding region runs from base 777 to 1961 and encodes 394 amino acids. The transcript is spliced from 4 exons. Lineage: Eukaryota; Metazoa; Chordata; Actinopteri; Cichliformes; Cichlidae.
AAAAGAACAUAUGUCCUGUUGAUAUUUGGGCUUCGUUCCGCCUGUUCUGAUAGAAGUAAUCCCUCACUAAGAGAAUGCACUCUAACUUUUCCGCAGCAAUUUGCUGAAACAACCUCUGAACCAACAAGGAUGUAAGACUUCCCAAAACUAUAACUUCUUUUUCUAGGAGGUUCCACUUUAUGGUAAUGUAACCACAUCCAUCUUUAACUUUGUCACCAAAUUAAAACAUCACUACUUGACUAGCUGGUUGUAAAAGAAAGCGGAGUAACCUGGAUCCUGACCAGUGCGCGCUCCCGACGCUGGUGUGGCAGGAUGAAUGUUAUCCCUCGGUCCAACCCACUUUCAGCCUGGCGCAUUAGGGGGCGCUAGUAUAAAUAGUGGCCAUUUGAGUGUCCCUGGAUCGCUUACCUGUGACCUCCUUUUUGGUCACCUGACUUCCUGUUGGUGUUGCUGAGCUUAGUUGCGGGUUACUUUUCCGAAGCCUCCAUCGCAGCUGGUCGUAGCUGUAGAAGCCUCCUCUGAGCCAUUCUGCUUACGUUUUAUGACACGGCUUACUUGAUGCGGAGUGCUGACGUGGAGGAGACUAGGGUGCCUUGGUGGUGGGAUCCUCUGAGUGUACACACCUGCCUUGUUUAAUUUAUUAGUGUGAGUGUGCUGCACUUGUGUCUUGGUGUAUUUUCUUUUUUUUGAGUUUGUGUGUGGCAUCCCUGCCCUCCACUGGAUAAAAGCAAAGCAGCAGCUACUUUGGUGUGGGAUUCCACAGCUGUGUUACAGAGAUGGAGGAAGAGUUACAGGAACUCAGGGACUUGAUCGCGCAGCUGAAAGCAGACAAUGAGAGGCUGCGUCAGGAGAGGGCUGUUGAGUCAGAUCACUUUGGACGGACCAUUAUUCUGCACUGUCGAGCUCCAAACAACAACUUCACUCUUGUACAGUGGAGCAGAGCUGGUCUGGAGCCAGAACAUGUUGCUGUUUACAAGGGUGGACAGUUCCUUCCAGAUCACCAGCAUCCAUCUUUUAAGAACCGGGUGGAUCUGCAGGACAGACAGAUGAAGGAUGGAGACGUAUCUUUGAUUCUGAAUAAUGCGACGAGUGCUGAUAGUGGAAAAUAUGAGUGUCGUGUGUUCAACAGAGGAACAGUGCGCAGGAGGAGAACCCUGUCAAGGAUUCCUCCCAUCAACACCACCUACCUGAGUGUUGUUGAUCCUCCAGGUCAGACAGGAGGACACACAGAGGAUGGAGGGAAAGAGGAUGGAGGGAAGAAGGCAGGAGGGAAUGAGUUGUCUUGGGAGUUGUUAGCGAGGGUGGCAAGAGGGAUGGAGAUGUUUGCGAGGCUGGUUAGAGGGAUGGAGUUGUUGGUAAGGGUGGCUAUAAGGAUGGAGUUGUUAGCGGUGGAGACUACAUGGAUGGAGUGGUUGGCGAGGGUGGCUAGAGGUAUGGAGUUCUUGGUGGAAGUGGUUAGAGGGAUGGAGUGGUUGAUGGAGGUGCCUAUAGGGAUUGGGUGGUUGGCGUGGGUGGCUAGAGGGAUAGAGGUUUUGGCGGUUUUGGCUAGAGGGAUGGAGUGCUUGGCGAGGGUGGCUAUAAGGAUGGAGUUGUUAGAGGUGGAGACUAGAUGGAUGGAGUGGUUGGCGAGGGUGGCUAGAGGGAUGGAGUGCUUGGUGGAAGUGGCUAGAGGGAUGGAGUGGUUGGCGGGGGUGCCUAGAGGGAUGGGGUGGUUGUCGUGGGUGGCUAGAGGGAUAGAGGUUUUGGCGGGGUUGGCUACAGGGAUGGAUUGGUUGGCGAGGGUGGCUAUAAGGAUGGAGUUCUUGGCAGUGGAGACUAGAAGGAUGGAGUGGUUGGCGGGAGUGGCUAGAGGGAUGGAGUUGUUGACGGAAGUGGCUAGAGGGAUGGAGUUGUUGGCGGAAGUGGCUAGAGGGAUGCAGUUGUUCAAUUCAAUUCAAUUCAAUUCAAUUUUAUUUAUAUAGCGCCAAAUCACAACAAAAGUCGCCUCAAGGCGCUUUAUAUUGUACAGUAGAUAGCACAAUAAUAAAUACAGAGAAAAACCCAACAAUCAUAUGACCCCCUAUGAGCAAGCACUUUGGCGACAGUGGGAAGGAAAAACUCCCUUUUAACAGGAAGAAACCUCCGGGUUGGCAGGAGUGGCUAGAGGGAUGGAGUUGUUCAUGGAGUUGUUGUACAUAUAAUAGUAAAAAUUACAGGAGAUGCACACGCCUACAGUACAGCCAGGGCUAAUCUAAAGAAGGGCAUCAAAAAAGCCAAACACCAUUACAAAAAGAAGGUAGAAGAACACUUCUC